AGUAACUCGGGCCAAGGCGCGAGAGGGAUGCCAAGCAACCGCUGCGUUGCGUCUUGCUCCGACGUCAUCCUCCUCCUGCAGAGGCAGAGCUUCACCCAAACCAUCCCGCACCCCAGGACCCCCGGCCCGACCAAUGCCGGAGCGAAGCAAAAAGAAUGAGCGGUAGGCAGCAUCGUUCCCAGCGUCUGCAGUGAGACUGGUGUGACUAACACCCGAGAAACCACAGCACGACAUCCCGCUCGUCCGCCUGAACGGGGUGAGAUGAACCUUGGACCCGUGUCGUAUCUAGACUGCGCCGUCUUUUGCCUUUUCCUGGCACCCCAGCUGAUCUGGCGGGUGGGCUUUUUCGAGACGGUAUGGUGUGCUCUGCAGGCAUUGCCGUUUCUCUUAACGCAACUGCCUGUGACGUUCAUUCGUGACCGAUACCUGGUCCGUCGCGAAAAGCAGAGCGGUUUUCAGCGGAGGGCAUCUCUGUUUGAGGACGUCGUGGUCCGGUGUGUGCGGUACGCCUUCGCAAACAUCCCGCCGAGGGUAGGACGGGUGUUCUUCGCGAGGGAGGUGUCGCUUCCGUUUCUGUGGUUCCGGUUGCUCCGCCAUGGCUACCUAGGGUCUCCGAUUCACUGGUGGGAGCAUUGCGAGCGCGGAUUUCGUGGCAUUUGGCUGAGUAAGAAUCCGACGGAAAAGCCUGACCUUGUCCUGUAUUACGCCCAUGGGGGAGGCUUCUCGAUGGGCUCCUCGUACUUUUAUCUUGAGUACCUCUUGACCUGGCUGUCAGUCUUGGGCUCGGCGGGCUACAAGAACCCGGCGAUAUUCGCAUUAGAGUACACCCUCGUUCCCGAUGCCUCGUUCCCUACGCAGGUCGAGGAGACACUGCAGGGUUACGAGCACGUUCUAGCGGUGGCGCAAGAUCCGUCAAUCGUGUGUGUAAGCGGCGAUUCUGCAGGUGCGACGCUUAUUUUGUGUUUGUUGCUCCGCUUGGGUGACAAGCGGACAAAUGGUCACGGGGAGAAACAGCCGCCCCCCAAGCCUGCACUUGCUGUGUUAAUAUCGCCCUGGGCGACCCUCGUCUCGACUCGACAUGAGAAUACUGUGAGCGACUACUUGGACGCGCAGCAGCUCCGUCGGUAUGGAACACAUUUCGCGGGCAACCGAAUCCCCGCGACAGAUCCGUUAGUGUCACCGGGCUGUUGCAAGGACGCUCUGUGGUGGAAGAGAUCCAGUCCGACCCAAGGUAUCGUCAUUACGUAUGGGACGGAGGAGGUGCUUGCGCCUGAAAUUGAGAGCCUCGUCGACACGCUUCGGGAAGCUAAAGUUACCGUAAAGAGCAAGGCAGAAAUUGGGGGCAUCCAUGCCUGGCCUGUUGCCUCUCUAUUUUUGUCUAGCGGCCGCGACGACCGGCUGGACGGGCUAUUGACUAUGACGGAUGAAAUUAGACAACGUAUUCCAUAACGGCGGGGUUCAUGAACGCAGAUAUGAGUUGGGUGCCCUCAGAUUAGAUCAAGUAAUUUACGCCAGCAUCGACAUGGCAGCGAAGAUGACCCCAGAGGCAAAGCUCGGUUUCGUCAACGCUGUGUUCUCGUCUUCGGCUUGUUGUGUUGCUCAAGGAAAGUCAUCACGGGCAGCGAAUAUAAGACAUUGGGUAGGCGGUAGAGAGGGGAUGUUUACCUUUGAAGAUCGCGUGGUGUUGCCUCGAGAACAAUUGCCCCGGCUGUCGGUGGGUUACUGAAGUUUGGGUUGUGAAGGACUCAUGAGGAUCAGCCGCAAAUGACAAAUGAGAACAGCAGCCCGUGGGUCCGAAUUAAAAUAAAAGAAAUAAAAAACACUUUGCCCAAUCGGGCAAUUCAAGCAUGACCCCAGGUGCACGGGCUCAACCCUUCCUAAACAUUCAACAUCACAAAGGCGCCUCCGCGAUUCA
Chaetomium fimeti is the source of this 1915-nucleotide messenger RNA. Its product is annotated as Alpha/Beta hydrolase protein. Gene Ontology annotation, molecular function: lipase activity. Lineage: Eukaryota; Fungi; Ascomycota; Sordariomycetes; Sordariales; Chaetomiaceae. The transcript has 4 exons. The record is from RefSeq and is a predicted model, not a curated record. Bases 262 to 1449 code for a protein of 395 amino acids.